Molecule: messenger RNA, 624 nt
Organism: Trichomonas vaginalis G3
Lineage: Eukaryota; Parabasalia; Trichomonadida; Trichomonadidae
Product: protein of unknown function, DUF4106 family
Exons: 1
Source: RefSeq, a predicted model, not a curated record
CAGAACCAUAGAGAUGGUAUAUUUGGUGAAGAGUUUAGAAAGAAAGUUAGGGAGAGAGAAGGAAGAGAACCUAUUGUACAUGACCUUGCAAACGAAAGUUUGCAAAAUGUCAUAAAAACUUACUUUGCAGACAAUGAACUGAGAAGGGAUGAAUAUUUAAGAAAACUCAAAUGGACAGUACCAAAUGAAAUGUUAGUAUUGAAAAACAUGUUCCUUGACAAAAUAAAACCAACUACAGAAAUAAAUGACGCAAGACUGAAACAUUGGGUAAAAGCUUUCCCAUUCACAAAAGAUAUUAUUGGUAACAUGGAAAGAAAACCAGAAUGGCUACAAAAACAUAUAUUUGGAAACGAGCUUAUUCCAUAUGGACAAGCUCUGUUUGAAGAGCUUGAACCGGAAACUCAGGAAAGAGUCAUGCAAACAAUACGCGAAGACUCAAAUACAAACUAUGACAAAAUCUUUCUAGGAUAUAGGUUACCUGAGAUGGGCGACCAGAGCCCAAAGGCAAAAAGGACAUGGGAAAUUUACAACAUACUAGGUGAACAUGAGGCAAAGAUGCAACAACUUGAAGCAGAGGGCAAGUUACCAAAAGCGACACCAAAGAAGAAGAGUAGAACAAAGUGA